This is a messenger RNA of Pectinophora gossypiella (pink bollworm), 1046 nucleotides long. RefSeq names its product geminin (gene geminin). NCBI's taxonomy places the organism in Eukaryota, Metazoa, Arthropoda, Insecta, Lepidoptera, Gelechiidae. The record is from RefSeq and is a predicted model, not a curated record. Gene Ontology annotation, biological process: regulation of DNA replication. Bases 193 to 747 code for a protein of 184 amino acids. The transcript has 5 exons.
AAAGUGUCAAACAAAAGAAAGGCGGGAAAAAGCUAAUAACCGCUCGCUUGCUGUCACCGUGAAAAACAACACAACGAUUUUGUUUGUUAACAUAAUUAAGUGGUGAUUACAAAUCACGAAAACAAAGAUUCUACUGUCCAUAAUAGGGGCACCCAUUAAACGUCCGUGCAGUGCAAUUAAAAACGCGUAAUAAUGAGUCUCCAAGAGGACGUGUUAAAGAAUGGAAGAAAGUCCCUCAAGACGCUGCAGCGCGUCGCUGACGAUCAAGAAAACUUGGUGGGUAGACCUUCAAAGAGUUUGAAACAUCAACUCAGCCAGGAGUCUGUCGUAGAAGUAGAAAUAAAGAAGAAGCUAUCAACAUCUACCAAGGAGACUCAAGCAGACCUGCACAAUAAAAUUUCUGUGGAUGACCUUAUCAACCCAGAAGGAGCUUCGGAUACAUAUUGGAAGAUAUUAGCUGACAAACGCCAGGUUGCACUGCAAGAAGCUUUGGAUGAAAACGAGAGACUGCGCAAGAUCAUUGAAGACUUGAAAGAGGAGAACACUCAAAUCAAACAGAUGCUCGACGAAGCCAACAGCUUUGUUGAAGUUAUCAAGGAGGAGCUGGCAAAUACCAAUGACGACACAGGUAUUGACGUGAAUGACGUCAGCACAGCCGAUGAAACCAUUAACAAUGAGGAGGACACACCUACAGCCAUAUCCCAACCUUCCCCUCGUAAAGCUUCAAACAAGCUCAACAGGACUUAGGUCAAAUAACUGUUAAACCAAACCAAAUUGUCAAGGUAUUCUUUCAUACAUCAUUUAGGAUGUCUUCACAGUCUGAUUAACAUAAAAUCAAUUGUAGUAGCAUACUUUAUGAACUACGAAUCUAAUGGUGGUGAUAUAUUCUAUCAUCUACAUAGUUUCUCUUUUUUUAAUAUAUAACUUGCUUUUUCUUUAUGUAAUAAUUAUAGUCUGUUAUUCUUUAGUAAAAUUGUUAAGAUGUUCUAAUAGAUAAGGAAAAAUCUGAAUAACUUCAGAUAAAUAAUUAUAAGAGUGCACAAUUA